Pipra filicauda (Wire-tailed manakin) is the source of this 3409-nucleotide messenger RNA. It is a transcript of the gene HPSE, whose product is annotated as heparanase. Gene Ontology annotation, cellular component: membrane; extracellular matrix. The record is from RefSeq and is a predicted model, not a curated record. Gene Ontology annotation, molecular function: hydrolase activity, acting on glycosyl bonds. The transcript is spliced from 12 exons. Lineage: Eukaryota; Metazoa; Chordata; Aves; Passeriformes; Pipridae. The coding region runs from base 1 to 1581 and encodes 526 amino acids.
AUGGUGCCGCUGCUGCUGCUUCUGCUGCUGCCGGCGCUGGCGGGGGGACAGGGGGCGGUGGUGCUGCGGCUGGGGCUCCGGGGCAGCCCCCGCGGCGAGGUGAGCCCGGAUUUCCUCUCCCUUACUCUGGAUGCCAGCCUGGCCCGGGAUCCGCGCUUUGUCGCCUUGCUCAGCAAUCCCAAACUGCGUGCACUGGCGACAGCCCUGUCCCCAGGCUUCCUGAGGUUCGGCGGCACUGAGACAGAUUUUCUUAUCUUUGAUCCCAACAAAGACUCAACUUCAGAAGAAAAAAUCCUCUGGGAACUUCAGGCACAGCAAGAGGCUUGUGGCUCAACACCUGUGUUCUCUGCUGUUGAGAAGCUGCUGCUGGUCCAGUGGCCCAGCCAGGAGAAGCUGAUUCUUGCUGAGCAGAACUGGAAAAAGCACAAAAACACCACCAUUACAAAAAAUACCCUGGAUAUUCUCUACAGCUUUGCAAACUGCUCAGGGUUUCACCUGAUCUUUGGACUCAAUGCCUUGCUGCGGAAAGGUGGUUUGCAGUGGGACAGCUCGAACGCCCAGGCGCUGCUGGACUACUGUGCCUCACAGAGCUACAACAUCUCCUGGGAGCUCGGGAAUGAGCCCAACAGCUUCAGGAAGAAAUCUGGCAUCCACAUCGACGGCUCCCAGCUGGGGCAAGAUUUUAUUCACUUACGCCAACUUCUGAAUAACUACACCCUCUACCAGCAUGCAAAGCUCUACGGUCCCGAUGUUGGGCAGCCCAGGAAGCACACACAGAGACUGCUGAGAAGCUUCCUGAAAUCGGGAGGGAAGGUGAUCGACUCUGUCACGUGGCACCAUUACUAUGUGAAUGGACGGAGUGCAACAAGGAGGGAUUUCUUGAGCCCUGAAGUGCUGGAUACCUUUGCCACAGCCAUACAUGAAGUCCUGGAGAUUGUCGAUGGGACCGUUCCCAACAAGAAGGUCUGGCUGGGAGAGACGAGCUCUGCCUAUGGAGGGGGAGCUCCCAGACUGUCCAACACUUAUGUUGCUGGCUUUAUGUGGUUGGACAAACUCGGGCUUUCAGCCAGGAAGGGGAUUGAUGUGGUGAUGAGACAGGUUUUCUUCGGCGCAGGGACCUACCACCUGGUGGAUGCCAACUUUGAGCCUUUGCCGGACUACUGGCUCUCACUGCUCUACAAGAGGUUGGUGGGUACCAAGGUGCUGCAGGUCGGCCUGGCAGGAGCCAAUGAGAGGAAGCUCCGUGUCUACCUCCACUGCACAAACACCCUCAACCCAAAGUACAGAGAAGGGGAUGUGACACUGUUUGUCCUAAACCUCUACAACAUCACCCAGCAUUUGCAGCUACCGGAUUACCUAUCCAGCAAGCACGUGGAUCAGUACCUCUUACUGCCUCAUGGCAAAGAGAAUAUACUUUCCAGGUCUAUUGAGCUGAAUGGCCAUGUGCUACGGAUGGUGGAUGACAAAACGCUGCCAGAGCUUAUGGAAAAGCCCCUUGGUCCCGGCAGUGUACUCGGCCUCCCAGCCUUCUCUUACGGCUUUUAUGUUAUCAAAAACGCCAAAGCUGUUGCUUGCAUUUAAAUGAUUAAUACACACAUGCAGGAUAAAGGAUAAAUGUAAAGCACUUGGCUAGUAGGGGAUUUUAAUCCUAGAAAUUCACUUUUCUACCAUGGGAUUUAAUUCCGGUAAGGGAUGCAAAUGUGGCAGCACUGAUACGAUCUGUGGGCUGGGCAAGACAUGAGGGCCCACUGGGUAAUUUUGUACGUGAAAGAUGCUUAUUCAGCUCCCAGGAGAAUUAUCCAGGUAGAGCAAGACCAGGCAGGGGCUGGUUUUGCUCUUGGUCCAGCCUGUGUCGCUGCACUUGAGCAGGGGGCCCUUCUCCAGGACACGCACAGAGCCACAUCAGCUUCUCACACUGUGCUUGGGGCUCUGUCAGCCUGGGAACUGCAAUCUCCCCUCUCUCUCGUUUCUGCAAGCACAGCUCUAAAAGCAGUUUCUUCAAAAGCUUGCCUUUGGAAAGGAUGAGCAGAGUUUUUAUUUUAGCUGUACAGCUGUGACUCUGCCCAUACCAUGUGGGGAAGCCCAAGAAGGGGUUGUAGUUGCUGAGGGCAUCUUGGGGUGGAAAGUGUGGACAUGGAAAGCAAUCCAAGGUCAGGGUGCCAGCAGGGGGAAAGACCUUGCGGAGAAACCAGGUCCUCUAUCAGGUUUGGGGCAGUAACACACAUUUUUCCCAACUGGUGGAGUUCAGUCACAAGAUGGAGCUGUGGCCAUGUGCCUUCCAAAGGCAAGUUUUUGACACAUGAAAUGCAGGCCGUUCCUGUGGGGUGGUUUACCUCUGCCGUAACGCGCUUCAUCCCGGCGAGGAAAGGAGAGGAGCCCACCAGCACCCCUCUGUGGUCAGUGGGCUCCAUGGUGAGAGUUCAGAACUCCUCAACCUUCACCACCCCACAGGCAGUUCAGCUGGAAAGGACUUCCCUGAACCUAUUUGCAGGUGAAGAUCUGUCUGCUUUACACUCCCUAAUUCACUAAGGUCUCUUCGAGGAAAUGGAAUAGUAAAGAGACUGAGCAAACCAUUCACUCCCUCAACCACCAGAGGGAUGUCAGUGGCCUUAGAGAUCCUGAGGACAAAACUCCCAGCCAGGCUGACAUCCUUCCCGCUGGGAAAAUAGCCAUUUUGCCCAAAAAUCUGUGUUGGUGGUGGCUUUUCCCCCCAGCUGUGCCUUCCCCAUGCCCACCCUGUUGCAGUUCCAUGUGCCACCGGCCGCUGGUCCGCAGGGUAACAAAAGGUCUUGGACAAUACCUGUGGCCCUUCAGACACAUUUAUUUGCAUCUGCUUUCCUUGAAGAUAUGUAAUCCCUACCACUGUCAAUGCCUUAUGAUAUUGCGAGCACAGCAGGGAAAAACAACACCACACCACUGUACUUUCCUUUUUAAGCUUUAAAAAGAUGCUACCAGCCACAUGGGGUUUCAACUCAGGGCAGGGAACCUUUUCUAAUGAGAGGACUUUAAAAACAGAUGUACUUUUGUAGCUGUGAUGAAAACCUGCACAAUAAAAGGGAUAUGUUAAAGUUUAGUGUGUCAAAGGAGUGUUUGUUUGCAUCCAUAGAGCAGAUGCAUUCUGUGAAGGGUUAUGUAUCAGGGGAUAAAACAGAUCAGAAAUGAGAAAGGCUGUUUGUUUACACUGUCCAGGUUCCAUAAAAGAAGCGAAGAGAGUGUAAGAUGGAGUGAAAAGUCUUACAUAAAGUGAAUAAUUUAUUAUUAUUGUUAUUAUUAUUAUGUAAUUUACAACUAAAACAUAAAAGUUAUUAUUUGCCUGGUAGUUUCUUUUUAGAACUUUCCUAACAGUUUUGUUUAUUCCAAUGCUUGUGACUUUUAUAUUUGAAGAUUUUAAUUAAAGUGAUUUAUACCA